AUGAAGGAAUUCUCUACACUUAACCAUUUUAUUGAAUAUCACACUCCACCACCUCAACCUAUUACUGAUGCUGCCGUCGAUGCUGCUCGCGGAGGCCGGGUGGAGGAUCUUGCCAGUCUGGUCAAAGACUAUCCCAACCUUAAAUACUCCAUAUUCGUGAACCGGGCAGCUAUAUCGGGCAAGGGAGGCAUUUCUACAUAUCAAGUGCUGGUAGAUGGUGGUUGCAAUAUCAACAUUUCGUAUGGAUAUGGUGGCUCUCCUCUGAUAAAUGCCAUUUACCAUAACAAAUUUCCGUUGGCUCGACACCUGCUGAGCUUGGGAGCAAACCCGAAUAUCAACAACUUGGGUAUUUACUUAGCCCCAUUGGGGGUUGCCGUCUCCUUCAGGCCCGGGUUUGUGGUUGACCUCCUUGAUGCUGGAGCAAAUAUCCAAAAUACGGGAGCACUCCAUAUUGCAGCAAUCAAAGGAGGCUUGGAAAUCAUGCAGUUAUUGUUGGACAGAGGAGCCGACGUCAAUGAGGUGACGAAAUAUCCAUUUUACGCCAUGGUUGGUUUCCACGGAAGAUGCCCUCCUAUGCAUUGGGCUGUCCAGGGAGGCCAUAUUGAAGCAGUGACACUGCUACUACAAUACCCGGUUCAUCUAGAUAUGGUGGAUGAAGAUGGUUUGACAGCCGCUGAGCGGGCUAAUGAACGGGGGUUUGAAGCUGCUGAGGAUGUCUUAAGGAGACAUGAACACACCAAGCAUGCAGCAACACCUGCUAAAGCAAACAUUUAA
Molecule: messenger RNA, 774 nt
Organism: Trichophyton benhamiae CBS 112371
Lineage: Eukaryota; Fungi; Ascomycota; Eurotiomycetes; Onygenales; Arthrodermataceae
Exons: 1
Coding region: 1-774 (257 amino acids)
Molecular function (GO): protein binding
Source: RefSeq, a predicted model, not a curated record